This is a messenger RNA of Sebastes umbrosus (honeycomb rockfish), 2759 nucleotides long. RefSeq names its product F-box protein 34 (gene fbxo34). The coding region runs from base 433 to 2364 and encodes 643 amino acids. Gene Ontology annotation, molecular function: protein binding. Lineage: Eukaryota; Metazoa; Chordata; Actinopteri; Perciformes; Sebastidae. The record is from RefSeq and is a predicted model, not a curated record. The transcript is spliced from 4 exons.
UCAUGACGCAGCGGCUGCAGCUGGACGUCGCUGUGUCAGUAGGUAGUCUGGAGCAGCAGACAGCAGCUCCGGUUAGAACAACAUUCAACAUCAACAGCAACAUCUGAUCAUCUGAUCAUCUGAUCAGCAGCUAACGGAACACUCAGACUACCGGAGCGGCUGAGAUCACCGGGACAUACAGGGGAGAGAGCACUUUAACGGCUCCGGUCGCUGCCAGCAGGUUAACCUCCUCCACCUCCUCCACCUCCUCCACCUCCUCCAGAGGGGGAGGAGCCAGAUGAGUGGCGGCGUUGCUUCUGUUUCCUGUCUGGGAGGAGACAGUGGAACGUCUGAGAGAUGUGAAGCUGAAGGAUCAGAGGAGCUGUCACUCAAACCAGGACCACGCCCCCACCACCACCAGCAACCAAUCAGCACGCAGUCUGGAGGACCAUCAUGCACCUGAAGUCGUAUCCGAAGCUCGUGCGCUCAGAGUUACGUCUGGAUGUGUCCGCCGUUCAGACGUUUCAGCGCAGCAGCGUGUUCAUGAGCCAGCAGGGGGCGCUGCUGAGGACCUGCAGCAUUAACCAUGGCAACAUCAGCAGUAACCAUGGCAACAUCAGCAGCAGCCGCCUCCCGCUCAGCGUCAUCUCCACCAACACGCUACGCUGCGGCAUCGCCACAAACACCACCAACGUCAGCAGCGGCGUGGCGUCGCUCCGGCUGAAAGCGCCACCCAGCGUCGCCCUGCAGCUGCUGCCCCCGCCGCCGGGCUGCGAGAACGACACGCUCAGACUGUACCAGACCGCCGAUGACGGGGACGCCCCGCUGGACAUCUGGACCGUCAUCAAGCCUGGACACGUCCGGGAGAAGAUCGCCAUCUUUGCUUCAGAUGCCGAGCGUACGGACGCCACCGGGGGCGGCGAACGCACCUCGAUCGGCGGCUCCGACGGCCGGGACAGGAUGCCGGCAGCGUGUACGGACCACGCCGCCAUGUCGGGACUUUUUCGGGCCGUGAAGGCGAAGGGAAGCUGGGAGGAAAACUGCAGCGCCAAACGGCGCCGCAGGUCGGAAAACAACCAGAACCUCCAGCAGGAUUCGAGGACCCGGGUCCAGGACGCACAGCAGCACGCCCACAAUCCGUCUCAACGGCGCUCGGACUCGACCCGGCGGUGCGGAGGCGAGGCGGUGACGGCCGUGGAGGAGGAGCAGAAGGUGUCGGUGGUGGAGAUGGUGGCGUUCCUGGAGCAGAGAGCCAGCGAGCAGCAGCAGGACGCCAAACCGCUUCUCGCCAUCCAGAGGAACUCCGCCACCAUCACGCUGUCCAGAGCUCCGCCCCCCGAGCUCAGGGAGGGGUCAGAGGUCAUGGGGGAGGAGCCAGAGAGCGUCAGGGUGUCGGAUAUGGUGGCCAAGCUGGAGUCGGAGUGUCUGAGGAGGAGGAGGACGGAGGGAGACCUGUCGAGGAGCAACAGCCUGAGGAGGGCGGUGGGACGAGUCCUGCUCGCCGCCGCCGACCACAGCCCCGCCCCAUCGGUGACAUCAUCGACAUCACCGAGCUGGGAGACAACCGGGGCCUGCGCCUCAGCUCUGGCCACGCCCCCCUCAGGUGAGGUGGAGGACGCUGUGAGGGCGGAGUCACCGGGCGGCACCCCAGAGACUCUGACAGAAGCCCCGCCCCCUCCGUCUGAAGAGGCGGAGCCUCUGCCCGGCUUGUUGUUUUUGUCCCGGCCUCCGGCCUCAGGGCCCCGCUCCCCUCGCCACAGAACGACCUUUGACCUGGAGCCUGCCCCCUCUCAGCCCCGCCCCCCUCCUGCUCGCUGUGACUCUGGCAGCCAAUCAGAGAAGAGGAAGAGGAGGAGGAAGGCUGACAGAGCUCCAGAAGAGGAGGUGGGCGGCGCCGUAGUGCCUCUGAGCCGGCGUGCGUCGGUGUCGCGGGACUUCCUGUUGAUGCGUCAGCGGCUGCAGCAGCUGUUGGAGCCGCAGCCGUUCCUCGCCGUGCUGCCGCAUCACCUGCUGCUGAAGAUCUUCCUGCUGCUGCCCACGCUGAGCCUCGCCGCGCUCAAGUGCAGCUGCCACUACUUCAAGUUCAUCAUCGACAACUACGCCGUGCGGCCCGCCGACUCGCUCUGGGUGUCCGACCCCCGUUACCGCGACGACCCCUGCAAGCAGUGCAAGAGGCGGUAUGCCCGCGGCGACGUGUCGCUGUGCCGCUGGCACCACAAGCCGUACUGCCAAGCGCUGCCGUACGGCCCCGGGUACUGGAUGUGUUGCCACGGCGCCCGCAGGGACGCGCCCGGCUGCAACGUGGGUCUCCACGACAACCGCUGGGUGCCGGCGUUCCACAGCAUCAACGUGCCCUUUUACAGGAGGCGUCGCCAUGACAACUGACUGACUGAGUGUGUGUGUGUGUGUGUGUGUGUAAACUGACAUGAACUUCAGCUCCCAUGAUGCAACAGCAGGUCAGAUCUGUUGGUGGAACAUUAAAAAAAGAAGAAGAAGAGUCAUCAGAGUUUAAAGGUCAAACUGAACACGUUGACCUGAGUUUCAUGAUGUCACUCAGCAGAGUAGAUGCUCCGCCCCCCUGAUGCUCCGCCCCCCGCCUCACCGCCGCCAUCUGACCCUUCAACUCUCCUCAGAGACGAGGAAGGAGGGCUCCCAGACAGGACUCCUCCUCCUCCUCCUCUUCCUCCUCCUCCUUCUCCUCCUCUUCCUCUUCCUCCUCCUCCUCCUCCUCCUCCUCUUCCUCUUCUUCUUCUUCUUCCUCCUCCUCCUCCUCCUCCUCC